Molecule: messenger RNA, 2366 nt
Organism: Ceraceosorus guamensis
Lineage: Eukaryota; Fungi; Basidiomycota; Exobasidiomycetes; Ceraceosorales; Ceraceosoraceae
Exons: 4
Coding region: 179-2182 (667 amino acids)
Biological process (GO): transcription by RNA polymerase III
Cellular component (GO): RNA polymerase III complex
Molecular function (GO): DNA binding
Source: RefSeq, a predicted model, not a curated record
GCUUCAUGCCCUUCAUGCAUCGACAUUCACAUUCACGAUCCAUUCGCACUCACGCUACACAGCAGCAGAGGUGGAAAGUAGUUGCAACGACGGCGUCCCUUUCCCUUCCUUCUCUCCCCACCUUGCCCCCCUUCUGGCGUUGCAUCCCAGACCACUCACGCAGAGACAGCCACCCAGCAUGCCACCUCCUCCACCUCGACGUAGUCGUCGAGCAGUUCCAGCUCCAGCUGCAGCAAGCCAAGAUGCUCCUCCUCCGCCGCCGCCGCCGCCGCCGCCCUCCUCGUCUUCUCAAGCGCAAGUCGAUCAGCUGAUCUCCAGCAGCGCAGCGCCUGCAUCCACUCCCGCCAUCAACAUCAACAUUCACGCCGACAGCGAUGCGCGCACCGCUUCACCCGCCUUUUCCAGUCCACAUCCAGCAUCAGCAUCAGCAUCAGCAUCAGCAUCAGCAUCAGCAUCAGCAAUCUCCCUCUCAAAUCCUCGCGCCGCUUCUUCUUCCACCACCACCGCUCUCGCGCCCAACGCCAGCGCAUCAUCAGGCGCAACGAUUGCACCCUCACCCUCACCUGCACCUAGCCAGUCUCGUUCAACCACAGCCAGCAUGGUCCCUCUCCCUAGAAACUUUGGCGGCGCUCCCAGCAGCAGCAGCAGCGGCGGCGGCGCGAGACCCACACCGUCGGGACAAAAGAUGAUCUUUAAACCAGUCAUGCCAGUCAGGCGAAAACCUGCCCCAGAACCCGUGGUGAAACAAGAAGCUUCUUCGUCCGGCUCGGGUACUGGAGGGCCUCCAUUCGGUCGAGGACGAGGACGAGGAGGAACAGGGUACGCCUCGGGUCGAGGAGUAGGGGGAGGAGGGGGAGGAGGAGCUGGUGGUGGUCGCGGAAGAGGGCGAGGCGGACCUGGCGGAGGGGCACCUCGCUUCGUUCCUCCCGAAAUGGUAGCCACUGGGCCUUUUGCACUGGGCACGGGCGCGAUCGGCAGAUCAUCAUCCAACCGACGUCCGGUUUCCAGCGGUUAUUCGUUUGGAGCGGGAGCAGGCUCGAGCGGAACUGCGCCGGGCCAAGGAUUGAAAUCGGAGGGGUCUCAAAGGUACAGAGAUCCGGACCAGCUCAAGGAUAGGGAAGAGUAUAGCGAUGCCGAGGAUGGAGGAGUGGAGAUCAUAGAUAUGGACGAGGUUCACUCGUUGGACUCUUCGGCACCUAGAGCGCUACCCAGGAUGAAGGAAAAGGAAGAGAGGGCAAAGAGGUUGGCCAAGAAGAGGGAGGAGAAGGCUAAGCGGGAGAAAGCGGACGAGUCAAAGACCAGCGACGGCAUGGGGAGCAAGAAUGUCAAGGGAGCGGCAGGCGCGGGCGGAGAUGAGGGGAUGGGUAGCGGCACGUCUACUCCAGCAUCUGGCGUAUCCCUCGGCAUCAAACCUGACCCUGCAGAUGAAGAGGCGGAGGCGGCCAAGGCUGCCGCGGAAGAUUCGGCGCGUGUGGAGGAGGAGGAGGAGGAGGACGAGACGGCGGCUGCUAAUGCUCUGGAUCUCAGCGCCAGCGAGGACGAAGAGACUCCAGACGAUCUGCUAGACGAUUUCUUGCCUCUGGACGAUAUGAACCAAGGCGAUGGUCCCGAAAAUCGUCUGUACCUGUUUCAAUUCCCUACCCUCUUGCCAGCCUUUGUGCCUGCUUCGGGCGCGGGCGCGGGCGCGGACGAGGAGACGAGCGGCGCGACGACGCACGGUCCUUUGAGCGCGAACGCGAGCAAUGCGAGCAAGACGAAGCGAGCAGUCUCUUUUGCGGAUGGAGGGGACAAGGAGAUCAAAAAGGAAAAGGGCGGCGGCAGCAGCACGUCGAACGGACUGAAUGGCGAUUCUGAGGAGGCUAAAGGCAGGCGGGUGAAUGGAGUGGGCAAUGGAAGGGGAAUGGUCGAGGGACAAGCGGGAAAGUUGGAUGUGUACAAGGAUGGACGCGUCAUGUUCAGGUAUGGAAAGGUGGUGAUGGAGGUGACGGGAGGAAGUCAGAGCACCUUUUUGCAGCACGUCAUGGUGCUGGAUGCGGCCAAGGAGAGCGCAGUGACGCUGGGCGAGCUGCAUCGCAAAUUCGUCGUUACGCCGGAAUUGGAGAGCAUGCUGAAGGAUGUGUCGUUGGCCGAGGAGGAGGAUAGGCGGGCCAAGGAAGAGCAGGAGCUGGAGGAUCGGGACUAGCGCGAGCGAGCGAGCGAGCGAGAGAGCGACCAAACCCGCAGCGAGCAGCGAGGACCAAUGCGAUCACAAGAUUUGCGCGGUCGGUCGACAACGCCUCGCGAAAUCGGCAUCCCGCUCCGGCUUUGCAAUGCCAUGCCAUUUCUCGAUUCAUAUCACGCGAGCCUUGAGCAGUAUACCCGCGAAU